AUGGCGAUCUACAGCGCCGUUCCUCCUCCGCCCAAUUUACAGUCGCAAAUUACCGCGCAAGCCCAGAAUGCCUCGCAGCAACCAACCGCGGCCGCUGGCCCAAUCGAUAUCGAGGCCUGGACCAUCUCAGCACUCGAGUCCUUAAGCGUAUCUCCGAAUGCCACAGGCACGACCGGAAGGCCGCUCUCCAUCCCUCUCGACGAGCACACCGUCACCAGCGCCAAUGCCCAGUCGACCGCGCGGGUAACCAUCGCCGUCGAUGGCACCCCUGCAGCAGAUGCAAUUACCCCACCCCGCCGGCCGCCGUCCCGCCGCGACUCGCUCCGCCGACGGGAGCUCCUGCUCAAGGGGAAGGAGGGCAGCCGGCAGCGGCGGCGAUACGACAUGAAGCGCCUGACCGACGUCCCGAACGUCGAGCCGCCCGAGCCCGGCGACUGGGAGCCCCGGCCCGUCUACCCCAUCCACCACGUCCCCUACCACGUGGCGACCUUCUGGGAGCGCGGGCUCCGCCAGCAGGCCGAGGACAAGAGCGCCGCGGCGCGCAAGAAGAAGGCGGCGGCGGCGGCGGCGGCGGGCGCGGGCAGGGUGCCGCGGGAGCUGCGCGACACGGUCAAGCGCACGCCGGGCGUCAAGGGCUGGCUGCGCGCGCUCGAGGAGCCGGUGCGCCAGUUCCUUCUGGACCGGCACCAGGCCGCGGGCGAGGCCCCCGUGCGCGAGGACGAGUCGGACGUGUCGGAUGACGAGGUCGUCUUCGUCGGCCGCAAGAAGGCCGGGCCGCCUGCCGCCGCCGCCGCCGCCGCCCCGCGUGACGCCUGGAAGGGUGCCCACCGCGAGGUGCGCGAGACUCCGGUCGAUCGCGGAAUGGUUUUCGAUUCGGCCGAGGACGAUGAGAGCGGUGCUUUUAAGCGGUGGCUCACGCACUCUAUCUCUGACUACUACGGGCUCGUGUCGCGGUCUGUCACUGUGGGCAGCCCCGCGCGGAGGUGUGUCUACAUUGGCGUACGUGAUGUCGACCUGAAGAUACGCACUGCGCUCCCUCGUCCGCUUUGGGAGCUCUUCUAA
This is a messenger RNA of Diaporthe amygdali, 1062 nucleotides long. Its product is annotated as uv-damaged dna-binding protein. Gene Ontology annotation, molecular function: nucleic acid binding. Bases 1 to 1062 code for a protein of 353 amino acids. The record is from RefSeq and is a predicted model, not a curated record. NCBI's taxonomy places the organism in Eukaryota, Fungi, Ascomycota, Sordariomycetes, Diaporthales, Diaporthaceae. The transcript has a single exon.